Nicotiana attenuata is the source of this 3173-nucleotide messenger RNA. RefSeq lists its product as uncharacterized. Gene Ontology annotation, molecular function: histone H3K4 methyltransferase activity; histone binding; transcription coactivator activity. Gene Ontology annotation, cellular component: MLL3/4 complex. Bases 110 to 2656 code for a protein of 848 amino acids. NCBI's taxonomy places the organism in Eukaryota, Viridiplantae, Streptophyta, Magnoliopsida, Solanales, Solanaceae. The transcript has 13 exons. The record is from RefSeq and is a predicted model, not a curated record. Gene Ontology annotation, biological process: positive regulation of transcription by RNA polymerase II.
ACCCCACACCCAAACCCCUCCCUUAAUCUCUCUCUUUUCCCCCAAAAGGGCUUUUCCCAAUUUAAACUCUUCAAAAAUUUCUCAUACAACCAAAAUCUUUAUCUCGCGUAUGGCCUUUCACGUAGCUUGUCCAAUUACCUGUCGAAGGAUCUGUUACUGCCCACUUGGGUUUCCAAAGGGUAAAAAUGAGUUCUUGGAAGAUGUGGUUAGGGUUGAGGAGUUUCUUAAGGACCCGUGGUUGCUUAAGGCUAAAGAAGGUGCCACAAUUCAGGUUAAGGUACCCAAGAUUGUUGUUGCUCCGCCUCCUCCCCAGCCGGCGGCGGUAGGUGAUGGGGGUGGUGGUGGGGAUGGAGAGGAGGCAGCUGCUAUUGCUUCAGCACAGACUAAGCGUGCUGCUUUGCAGAAGAAAGCUGCUGCUGCAUCUAUGGUGGCUGAGGAUUUCGCUAGACGAUUCGAGUCUGGAGAUCUGGAGGGCUCCGUGAAAGAUGUUGGUGGAGAUGAACAAGGUCUGUCAAAUGUCAAAGUGAUGUGUAGGCUAUGCUUUUGUGGUGAAAGCGAAGGAAGUGAAAAAGCGAGGAAAAUGAUGUCAUGCAAAAGUUGUGGAAAGAAGUAUCACCGAGGCUGCCUGAAAGCAUGGGGUCAACAUAGAGAUCUCUUUCAUUGGAGUUCAUGGACAUGUCCCUCAUGCCGGCUUUGUGAGGCCUGUCGAAGAACUGGAGAUCCGAACAAGUUCAUGUUUUGCAAAAGGUGUGAUGGAGCUUAUCACUGUUACUGUAUGCAGCCUCCACACAAGAACGUUAGCAGUGGACCUUAUUUAUGUCCCAAACACACAAAGUGUCACAGCUGUGGUUCUAAUGUUCCAGGAAAUGGCCUGAGUGUAAGGUGGUUUUUAGGAUACACUUGUUGUGAUGCUUGCGGUAGAUUAUUUGUGAAGGGAAACUACUGUCCUGUUUGUUUGAAGGUUUAUAGAGAUUCUGAAGCAACACCUAUGGUUUGCUGUGACAUUUGCCAGCGCUGGGUGCACUGCCAAUGUGAUGGCAUCAGUGAUGAAAAAUAUAUGCAGUUUCAAGUGGAUGGAAAUCUGCAGUAUGCCUGUCCAACAUGCCGUGGAAAUAGUUAUCAGGUGAGAAAUCUUGAGGAUGCUGUUCAGGAGCUUUGGAGGAGGAGAGAUGAAUCCGAUAAGGAAUUAAUUGCAAGUUUGAGGGCAGGAGCUGGGUUGCCAGUUGAAGAAGAAAUAUUUUCUAUUUCACCCUUUUCAGAUGAUGAAGAUAGUGGUCCUGUAGUAAAAAAUGAACAUAGUCGAUCUCUGAAGUUUUCUCUUAAAGGUUUAGUUGACAAAUCUCCCAAAAAGAGCAAGGAGUAUGGAAAGAAAUCUUCUUGCAAGAAAUCUGGUAAAAAGAAAGGGCAGCAAUUGUCUUUAACCGGACAAAACGAAACACAUCAUGAUGGUGCUGGUUAUGUCAAGAAUGAAGAAUUGCAGGCUUAUGGGGAACUGGAUAGGUUUUCUUCUCCUGUUGGUAGCUUGACAGAAGGUAUAUGCUCAAUUAAUCAGGCAGGGGUCAUAAAGCACAAAUUUAUUGAUGAGGUUACAGGAAACAAGGGUAAGAGGACAGUCCAAAUUAAAGGCAGCAAGCCUCAGCGUUUGGAUGGGGAUGAUAUUGGGAUUCAGACAAGCAUGCCAAAGACCUCUAAGGGACCAAAGCUUGUUAUACAUUUGGGUUCACGGAAUAAAAAUGUAGCAGGUUCCCCAAAGUCCGAUGCUUCAAGUUGUCAGAAAGAUCAAGAUUUGACUACUUCAAAUGGUAGUGAGGAUCUGGGUCAGCUGAGAGAGAAUGAAAACUCAGAAAGGAAUGACACUGCAGCUAAAUUUGGUGGUGGAAAAGGACAUAAGGUGGAUCAUAUGGACCAAAUAAAGGGUCAAAAUCCUAGGGGUAAAGAAAGUCACUUAAUAAAGAUAAAGAAAGUUAGUUCAGAAGCUACCCAUUUGCCUGUCAAAGUUGGUGGAAAAUUUACCGAUGGAUCUGGACCUAUUCCUCCGGUCAAGACUUUUGGUAUCUUAGGAAAGAGAAGCAAUGAUGGUAGUGUUAUUACAAGGGCUGGAGCUGAAGUUCCUGCCACAAGGGGCAACAAAUUGGCUUCCUUGAAACAUGCAGAAGCUGGGCCCGCUUCUUGUGAUGACCUGAACGAUGAGAAAAUUAGUACACCUUCAGUAUCUAAUUCAACGAGAAAGGAUCCAAAACCUCUUCUAAAGCUCAAGUUCAAGAAUCCUUACCAUGAAAGUCAAAAUGCGUGGGCUUCUCCUGGGGAGGAGGAGAAAAGCAUGGUUAAGGGCCAGAGGUCUAAAAGAAAGAGACCACCAGCCUUUGGAGAAAAAGCAUCAACUAAGGCUGAUGAUAAUUCAUCUCAGUGGUAUGAGGAUAGUACAAUGGACGAGUUCAUGGAUGCUAACUGGAUACUGCAGAAGUUGGGAAAAGAUGCAAAAGGAAAGAGAGUGGAAGUUCAUCAUCCGUCUGAUAAUACCUGGCAUAGAGGGACAGUGAUAGAAGUCUUUGAAGGCUCAUCGGUAGUGUCUGUUGCUCUUGAUGAUGGGAAGAAGAAGAACUUGGAACUUGGAAAGCAAGGAAUACGUUUUGUAUCUCAGAAGCAAAAACGUUGACGGCUUAGUAAAAUUGGUCGCUAUUAGAUGCAGCAUAUCCUGCUACUUUAGAUGCUAAAGAGCAUGAGAGUCGCAGCAUAAGCAGCUGCUGAUUCCCAGGGUUGUUUCUUUUUUAGAGGACCCAAAGGAAGUAACUGAUCUUUGCAGGUCAAAGUUUCAAGGUUACUGCUCCCUGCAUCGUGCGCUUGCUAACCUUUGCCUACCAGAUUUUACAUGGAAGGCAUUGGUUCUGCUUUUCGUUUCCCAGUGUAUAGCUUCACUUUUUCUGGUCAGAGGUGUAGAAUACAAUUUUUGAGCCUUUUGGUGUCACUUAGAUUAAUCUUGUUUUUUUUUUCUUCCAGUUUUUGUAAAUCUUUAAGUGGUUAGAAAUUUCUGCAAUUGCGGGCCUCCUACUGGUUGUAACUAGGGGUGUUCAUUGGUUGGUUUUGAAAGAUUUCAAAUUUCUUUUUUCCGUCUAAAAAAUACAUGUUACACCGAUACCAUAUUAUAAUAAAUGGUAUAGGUUUAUGCGGUGUUA